This is a messenger RNA of Lactuca sativa (garden lettuce), 435 nucleotides long. RefSeq lists its product as uncharacterized. The record is from RefSeq and is a predicted model, not a curated record. Lineage: Eukaryota; Viridiplantae; Streptophyta; Magnoliopsida; Asterales; Asteraceae.
AUGACAUCUCUUAAGAUGGAUCGUCGCUUCACCUGCAACUACUUUCCCUGCACCCUAACAGGAAAUGCAGGAAAAUGGUUCAAGUCUCUUAGACUAGGUAGUAUUUUGAAUUUUGAGCAACUGAAGUACUUUUUCCUUAACAACUUCAUGCAGUUGAGGAAAGGAAAAGGGGAUGCCAAUUCUAUGAUGAUGUUUAAGCAAAGAGAAGGAGAGUCGACUCGUUCCUACUACAAUCGAUUAACGUUAGCUACCUUGAACGUCCCAGGACAUGAAGAGUUCCUAGUGACGGGCGCCUUCGCUCAGGGUCUGCUUCUGGGGCCCCUAUCUAAGAAUAUGCAAGGGAUAGUCCCCAGAUCCAGGGAAAAGCUCAAGUUCCGAGUGGAAAAAUACCUGAUAAAAAUUGAAGGAGAAGAGCAAAAGGAGGCCCAUAUCUAA